Molecule: messenger RNA, 5070 nt
Organism: Babesia ovata
Lineage: Eukaryota; Apicomplexa; Aconoidasida; Piroplasmida; Babesiidae
Exons: 2
Coding region: 1-5070 (1689 amino acids)
Source: RefSeq, a predicted model, not a curated record
AUGGUGAGCACGCCGAUGAAUGUGUUGAUUAGGUUUCAGAUAACGGAGGACGCUGACCGCCAUGUGGUUGACGAGGCUGAGAAGAUGAUUAAUGAGCAGCUUGACGAAUGUAAAAAAAAUGCUGCAAAAUUUAAUGACACUUUAGACACUGAAACACAAAUGGAAAUACGUAAUAUCAUUAGUGAGCUUAAUCCCACAUUGUCGCUUAACGUUAAGAGUGCCUUAAAGGCGGUGAAGCAUGAGACUAGGAGGCUCGGUGAGCUGUCUGAGAAAGAAAAAACAGACUUACAAGCGGUGACUGCUAAAAUUACUGACGUCCUUGAAAGCGUUAAAGAAAGUGUGAAUUGCAAAAUCGACGAGAAAAUAAAGGCGCUAGCCGCUGAGUUGAAAAAGAAAGUCGAUGAUAUUUGGCAUCAGCUCAAGGGGAUUGACAGCUUGUUGAUUAAGUAUGUUAAGCAAUUAAAAAGUUGGAUGGAAGCAGCUAAAAGUUUUAUCAAGGAUCAUCCACAGCAAAAGGCUCAGCACAUAUUAAAGGAAGUGAAAUGGGAUGAAAAAAAUAAUCCGGAAGCGAAAAGGAACAAUAUUGAAAACGCUGCGAUAGAUCUGAAUACCAAGGCGCAGAAACUGUUGGACGCUGCUGAAAAAGCCAAGACAGAAGUUAAGAAAUUGGUGACUGAGGCACUGGAAGGUGUGAAAACGAUGGACGGCGAGCUGAAGGAGGAUUUGUAUAAGGUGAGGGGGGCGAUAAAAACGAAGGUGGAUGCUAUUACGGAGAGGAUUGGGGAGCUUGGGAAGCAGUUUGAAGGUUUAACCAGCGAUGACGAUCAGAAGAAGUUUGAUAAGAUUAUUGGAGAAAUUCAGGGAAAACUAGGAAAAAUUAAUGGAGGUUCAAGGAAUCCAACAGGUCUUGGUGGCAUUGAGGGUGGAGUGCAGGGGUAUUCAUGGAAUUUCAAAAAGGGCCAACAAGAGUUCGACAAAAUGGUUGAAUCGUGGAUAAAAGACAUUCUAGAUGAGAAUAGUGUGGUUAGGGCGUGGCUUGGAGAAUAUUUUAAGGAUACAUCUAAGUUUCAGUCACCAUAUAAUCAGUGGAAGAAGGAUGGAGAAAAUAAGGAGCGUACUAAGGAUAUUGCAGCCGCAAUUAGGGAUGCGCUUACGAAAAAUGUUAAGGGGGCAUUCGAAGCCUUCGACAAUCUGGACCCUCAAAAUAGAAUUCAAGAAAAUCUGCAACUUGUAAAAAAGACUUGCGAAACGUUUGCCAGUAAGCUUAAUGAGAAGAUUGAGGCAGAAGAAAUUAUUUACAGUGGUACCAACAAUUCGUUUAUUAAAAGCAUUGUAGACGCUAUUGCGCACCGUGUAUUAAAUGGGUAUGAUCCCAAACAUACAAAUAUGACUGAUAACAUCAAUCUCAAGCGCGCCGUAACGGCCACACUCAACGCCCUCCAUUGUUCCGCCAGGCAAGUUGCCAAGGCACUUCAGUCGUUCGCUCUCGAGCCUAGGGUGGGCAACAGCCAGCCUAAAAGCAAUAUCCUAGCCAAAAUAGAUGAGGCUAAGAGUAAGGCUGAGGAGCUGCACGGGGAAGUUAAAAAAGCGCUCGGCAUUGGCACCACGGACAACCACGCCAAAAACGUCGACGAUGCGAUCAAGGCGGUGAGCACUGAACUCAACAAGCAGUUGAAAGACGGACCAAGUGGCUCAAAUAAAGUUGACAUUCAAGGUUCCGAAGGUUUCGAAAAAUACAAACAGCAAGUCGACCAAGAUAAAAUUGACUCACUUGGCGACAACAUCGACAACCUUGAAGGCGCCCUUCCAGAGAAGAUCAAAAAUAUUAAAAAUACCGGCCUCUCCACUCUUAACAUCAUCAAUCCGGGCGCCAUUUCUAAUGGCGAUAAAAUAGAAAAGAAAACUUUCGAGGAUCAGUUGAAGAAAGUCACGCAAAAUCUCGACGCUCUUUGCCGGGAAGUCAAACUUGCAGCUGAAGACGUCAACGGGAGUUUGGAAGUUUUGAAGAAUGAUAAUAUCGACAAAAAACUUAAAGACAUUCAUGAUAAGCUAAACAUCCUGCAAACCAGCGAUUUGACCAAAGCCAUCAAGGCCACUGAGACAUUUCUUACUUUAGAACUCGGACUCUUCUCCAGCCGAUGCAUCGCCUCACUGGAAGGCGACGUCAGACAACAGAUCGAUGAUGCAAAAAAGCAACUGACCACCCAGGCUAAAAAGCUCUACGUCAACUCUAUUAAGGAGUUGUUGUUGGCAUUUGCCAGCAAAGUCAGCGAGGAACUAAGAAGGCUGCCGCGAGAAAUUGCCGGCGAUUUGGAGAUUGGCCACAAAGGAUUCAUGAAGAAGAUGGAAGAGAGAUUUAUUAAGACGGCUAAAAGAAUUGCAAACGUUUCGCCAACGCAAUCCCCUGCAGCGCUUCCCAAUCCGGGUUCACCGGAGAAAUCCAGGAACAGACCAAAAUCUCCGCUCAGCCAAGCGGCUAUGACAUUAAACACCGCAUUCAGACUCUUCUUCGAUGACCUGCAAAAUCAACCGGACUUCAAGUCCGACUACGAUAAUGUUGCGCCUUGCAGGGAUGCUCUCACAGCAUUGCUGAAUGGGAUUGUAGGUUCACUGCGCUUUAACCAUGACUUUAGUGUUAAUCUAGAAUUACUUAGCAAAUCACUCAGCGGCUUGAAUCCAGAAUCACACGGCGAAUGUGAGUGUCCUUUGCUGAUUAACGCUUUGCGAGCGGGCUUCCCGGCUUUGGUCACAGAGUUGGACAAGGCGUAUAUGAAUAAGUAUGACGGUGCGUCGAAGGAUUUCAAGUGGGAGGAAGGAGACAAAUUGACGGAUGAAGCUACGAAAUGUGCAAAACUGUUCCUAACUACGCUUCCCGUCCUUAACAACAACCUGAACAAAUUGACAAGAAAAUGUCAUGUUGAUAGCCGGAGAAAUUGGAGGGAGUCGCAAAUUAAUUUACGCGUUGACAAUCCACUUGGGAAAUUCUUAGCCGGCCAAGGCUAUGCGGUUUCCUCGGAUUAUGAGAGUCAGGACGGUGAGCUGCAAAACAAUGAUGCUAUGCGUGGACAGAAAAUUUAUGAACUUCUUGUCGGUUCUGCUGACAAACACGUGUACACUACACUAGACGAUAAAGCGGAUGAAGGCGCACUCAAUAAAUUCUGCAACUGCCUCCUCGACUUCUACAAAGCUUCCCACCUUAAACACAUUAACGCACCUACGUACCCUACCACCAUCAGUCACAUGCUUGAAUGGCUUUGUGGUCUCACCCAUCAUCCCGUCUACCAAUCACUAUCACUUGGUGGUUUUGCUGACUUAUUCGAAAAGCCUAAGGAGCAGGACACGGACAACGCUCCUUUGGUUGUAUCUUUUAACGACGAUCCCGACUCAUUGGACGCCUACCCAAGGAAGAUCACAGCUACAGGGCUCUCACAGACCCUUGUGGAAGUAUGUCACCUGGCCGAAGACACACUCAUCGCAAUCGUCGGACAUGGCCACGCAGACGGUGUAUAUGCGUGCGAUUACAACACGAACCGACAUGGUCUAUCGUAUCCUACGAACAUGAACACAUUAAUUUGUACGUUAUUCGACAUUCUCCAACGCCUGCACUGCCAGCUUUACUUCUUGUAUAAUCAAUGUUAUUACGGUGAUAUGUAUAACGGUUGGCGUGAGUGUUACUACGGCAACGGUGUCGGUGGCUCCAGUUGGAAGUGUAACGAUAAGCUGUGUGCUAACCAAACGUGUAACCUAAGCCCUAACCAACGCGCUGACCAAAGCGGUAACCUAAGUGCUAACCUAACACCUAACCAAAUAUGUGAGCACCCCAAGUGCGGCGUCAAAUCGCCUUUACAAUCGUUCCUAGAGGACGGUUUACAAGGCUUUUUGCCUCAUACUGUAUCCAGUAGGGGUAGCAGCUUGUCAUGUUCUAGUUGUUCUAAGCUGUCCCCUGGUGUGCCGUGUAGAACACCCAUGGGCUUUGUGGACAUUAGUACUCUGGCGUCUCAUACUAGUACGGGAGAGCGCAUCAUCAGAGCACUCCUUCGUUUCUGUGGAAUCAAUUCAUCACCACUAAGCAAUUUAUGCGCUCUACUAAACUGCGUCCUCCCUCGUCCACCGCAGAGCUUAGGUGCUAUGUUUGCCUUUUACUAUAACUUCAUUGCUCACUGGGGUCAGCCUGGAAACGCUGUAUUAACCAAUGCCGUUAGUGGAGCUAACUUCAAACGUAACGACGCAACCUUAGACAUUGCUCCGCUAUUCAAAAGCAGCGACCAUACGUCCGAGGAAGAAAUGACGCAUCGCACCGGUGACCUUUACACCCUUGUUAACUGCAAGAGUGAUUCAUCUUCUCCAACCCUUCCCUGUGGCCCAUAUCUGAGACCACAUUCUCGUGACAUCUGUAGCACAUUCGCCGAGAAGAAUGCCGACAAGUAUCUGUCGUGGAUUGUAUAUCUGACACAGACCUUUUAUGAUCUCCUUAAGACGUUGUAUAAGGAGUGUUGUGAAAUGUGCGACAAGAGAGGAACCACAUGUUAUCAAAAAUGCUGCGAUAAAAAAUGUGAAGUAAUAUACCCCGACGAAUCUAAGAAACAUACUGGGGAGUACGAGAAGGAAGUUGCUAAAUAUUGGACUGCAAGGCACAAUAGUGAAUGUAAAUCCAUUUUCAAAUGCUCCCACACUAUUAAAAUAUUCUCUAAAUAUGGAUUUUAUUUCGGUAGUCCAUCGAAAAUGAGCGGUAGUGAACAUGUAAAUUCCAAACGUACAUGUAGAGAUUUCUGUAAGGCAUUAGCAACGGUUCUCAACGAUGUCGAAGCAGAUGAAGCGCCGCUUGCAAAAUUAAUUUAUCGUACCAUUCCAGAAUUCCUAUGGCAGAUACGUCUCCCAUUCACAUACCUCUUACUAGCCCUCUGGUCGCUGUCGCUCCUGUACCUGCUGCACAUCGCCGUCGUCCGCCUCGACGUGCUGAGGAUACGCUCACACCUGAGAUCGCCCUCAAGCCACCGCAUCGCCGCGCAGUCCCUCCUCGCCGCCGCACGCGUCAAGGCACUCGCCAACGUCAAGUACUUCUCACCAUAA